Messenger RNA from Lachancea meyersii CBS 8951, 1227 nucleotides. NCBI's taxonomy places the organism in Eukaryota, Fungi, Ascomycota, Saccharomycetes, Saccharomycetales, Saccharomycetaceae. The record is from the annotation of a GenBank genome assembly.
AUGUCAGUAAUUCAGAUCUCGUAUAAAUUUGCCAGUUACAGAGAGAAAGUGGAGCCCGGUAUCAACUUGAAUGACAUUCUGCCUCGAAGUCUAAAGCACUUCAAGCUCAGUGGCGAAAACAAAGAUUGGGCACUUCACCAUGGUGGAACACAAUUGCCAUUGUCAGUUCCUCUAAGAUUAUUGAAUUUGGCUAGUGGUGCAACUCUUGAGCUGAAAGAUAAUCAGCAAUCGGAGACUGGAAACAAGAUCUUGAAAAUUAAGUUUUCGGUUUUGAAACGUGGGACCGACAUCUGGAUUGGUUCGCCGUCUACCAAAGUGUUGGAAGCGGUUCAGAACGUUUUUGAUCGUAAUUCUUGGCCUUUGACUGCAGAGAAGCUGAAGCUACAAUGUUUUGCCAAAAUCUUCGAAUAUGAACAAUUACGCAACUCCACGUUUGCUCAAUUGGGCAUUGUUGAUAAUGUUUCUGUUAGAAUAUCCUUCAUUCCAAGCGGUGAACAGGCCAUUGAGCAACAUAAAGCGGCCAAAACUCAUAUUUCACCAGUCGCAGAGGAGCAGGUAUCGCAAAAAACCAGCAUCAAGGAUGAAGAGGACCAGUCAUCAAAACCUAAAGAUCAUUGUCAAGAAAUAGCGGCUUAUAUUCCCGAUCCAGAAGCACCUCUGAUCUCUCAUUCCGAUCAAGAAGAGGAUUUUGAGCUUACUGUCAACCAUUUAAAGAAAUAUCAGAAUAUGCUCUCUAAGAACGCCGGUGGGAACCAUCCUCUCCUUACGAAACGUCUGCAAGAGAAGGAAAGCCCCCCAAAAACAAUCGAGAAUUGUAAUGUUCGGAUACGUUUUCCUGAUCGUACUUGCAUAGACAUUAAUUUCAGGCCGGACGAUACUGUCCACUUGGUUUAUGAAGCUGUGGCAAGAUGUUUGAACGAUAAGACAGCGCCUUUUGCAUUAUUUCACUCGCACCCUCAUAAGCAGGUACCGGAUAACGAUUCAAAGCUGGUCGCGGACGCAAAAUUCGGUUCCAAAACUUUGCUGAUUUUACAGACCACUCAAAGUGACGUUAAACUAAGAUCGGACCUGCUGAAGAAAGCCAAGACGUUCUCAGAUCUGCGUGAAACUGGUGAUAGCAAAGCACAAACGGUACCCAGUCCCGUACCGAAUAGUCCGGAGAAAAAGCCUAGCAAAGGUCUGCGUGUUGGCCAAACUCCAAAAUGGCUAAAACUAGGCAAAAAGUAG